Molecule: messenger RNA, 8660 nt
Organism: Pomacea canaliculata
Lineage: Eukaryota; Metazoa; Mollusca; Gastropoda; Architaenioglossa; Ampullariidae
Product: 1-phosphatidylinositol 4,5-bisphosphate phosphodiesterase gamma-1-like
Exons: 33
Coding region: 190-3996 (1268 amino acids)
Biological process (GO): positive regulation of epithelial cell migration; phosphatidylinositol-mediated signaling; phospholipid catabolic process
Molecular function (GO): protein binding; phosphatidylinositol-4,5-bisphosphate phospholipase C activity
Source: RefSeq, a predicted model, not a curated record
GAAAAAACACUCGCAACUGUGACUUAGCCCGCUGACUGGCGAAAGCGCAAUGGCAGUUAGUUCACACGCGCCAAACGGGACUUGUAUACGAGAUGGGGAAUGACAGUGGGACUGUGGACUCACUCGUAAGUUCUUGCAGAAAACGGUAACUCGCUUUCUCACGCACGGGUUCUGCUACUGCCUGCCAAGAUGGCGGCGCCCAUGUUAAACGGAGGCCCUCCGACUCCUGAUGUUGUGGAAGUGUUAAGAAACUUGGAGCGCGGCUUCGUAACCACUAUUUUCUUCUAUCGUAAAAAACCAGAGCGUCGGACCUUACGAGUCAAACUCGAGACUCGCCAGUUGUUGUGGAUUAAGAGCCAUGGUGCCCGACCAGAAGGCCACGUGAAUUUACGUGAAGUAAAAGAAGUUCGUGCUGGGAAGGCUUCUCGUGAUUUUGAUAAAUGGCAAGAUGAGUCCAGGAAAGUUGACAAAAACCUGACUUUUGUUGUCUUUUAUGGCAAUGACUUUAAACUAAAGACACUUUCAGUAGUAGCCCUCAAUCGUGAUGAGUUUUCACAAUGGAUGAAAGGUUUGGAUUACUUGGUCAAGGAGACACAAUGGUCUGGCUAUCAGCUGCAGCUGGAGAGAUGGCUGAGGAUGGAAUUCUACAUGAUGGAGAAAGCAGGCAGUGAUGUUGUAACAUUGAAGAACCUCAAAGCAUGGUUGCCACGCAUCAACUUCAAAAUGUCUACCAACAGAUUGAGGGAAAAAUUUCAGGAGAUUGACAUAGAAGGGGUGGGAGAAAUUUGCUUCACACAGUUCACAACACUUUACCAUAUGCUGGUCCAUACUCAACAGUUAAUUACAGAGUACUUCGACAAAUAUUUUGAUCCAAGCCCUGAAGAGAGACGGAUGACACCUGAACGCUUCCAGUACUUUGUUGUUGAAGAGCAGAAGGACAACAAUGGAGCAGAAUUAUCCUAUGUCAAGCAUGAGAUGUCACUUUUCCUUGAUGAUCCCAUGCGAGUCAACAGUAAUCUGUACUUUACAGAAAAAGAGUUCUUGGAUUACCUGUACAGUCCUCAAAAUACUAUUUGGGAUAGUUCCCAUGACAGAGUCAACCAGGACAUGGACAAACCUUUGUCUAGUUACUGGAUAGCUUCUUCGCAUAAUACGUACUUGACUGGUGAUCAGUUAUCCAGCGAGUCCUCAACAGAGGCCUAUGCUCGAUGCUUGCGUAUGGGAUGUCGUUGUCUGGAGUUGGACUGCUGGGAUGGACCAGAUGGAUACCCUUAUAUUUAUCAUGGACACACUCUCACCUCCAAAAUCAAGUUCAUGGAUGUAUUGGAAACAAUAAAGGAACAUGCCUGGGUUGCUUCAGAAUACCCAUUGAUUCUGUCCAUAGAGAACCACUGCAGCCUUGGCCAGCAGCGCAACAUGGCUAUGGCUUUCCGGGAUGUGUUUGGAGCAAGUCUGCUAGUAGACCCUAUUCAGAAAGAUGCUACACUUCUGCCGUCUCCACAGCAGCUAAAAUACAAGAUUAUUCUUAAGCACAAAAAACUGCCAGACUGGGUAGACGGGAAUGAGUGGCGAUACACCGUGGCUUCAGAAGACAGCAGUAAUAUGGAGAUUGAUAUCAGCACUUCCGUGAAGAAUGGGAUCAUGUACUUGGAAGAUCCAGUAGAUCCAUGUAAGCUUUUUAUAUGGCGACCCCACAUCUUUGUUCUCAAUGGCACCAAACUGUACUACACAGAGGAGACACAAAAUCCUGAUCAAGAUGAAGAAGGUGAAGAUGAAGAGGCCCUUGAAGAUGGUCGGCCAGUGGAUGAGUUACACUUCAGUGAAAAGUGGUUUCAUGGUCGCUUGGAGGGAGGUCGGCGCAGAGCUGAAGAAUUGCUGCAUCAAUACAGUUGGCUUGGUGAUGGGACAUUUCUUGUCCGUGAGAGUGACACAUUUGUUGGUGACUUUUCUCUAUCAUUUUGGCGACAAGGCAAAGUGAAUCAUUGCCGAAUCAAGUCACGUCAGGAGAGGGGGCAGACCAAGUACUAUCUGAUUGAUGCUGUCACUUUUGACAGCCUUUACAACCUCAUUUGUCAUUAUCGACAGUUUCCUCUUCGUUCCUCGGACUUCACUCAGCUUCUGAGGGAACCUGUGCCUCAACCCCAGAGCCAUGAAGGAAAAGAAUGGUAUCAUGAAGGGAUGAGCCGGGCUGCUGCUGAAGACAUGUUGAAAAGGAUUCCUUAUGAUGGAGCCUUUUUAGUACGUCACAGCGGACAAGAUCAGUACAGUUAUGCAAUCUCAUUCAGGGCAGAGAGCAAGAUUAAACAUUGUCGCAUCAAGCUGGAUGGUCGACUGUUUGUCAUUGGUAAUGCUCGAUUUGAGAGCCUGGUGGAACUUGUUUCGUACUAUGAGAAGAAUCCACUUUACAAGAAGAUGAGGCUGAAGUACCCUGUUAACAUGCAAGUUGUUGACCGCCUUGACAUGGCACCAGAUGAUACAGGCAUCUAUGGCACACCAGACCUCUACAUUAAUCCUAAUGACUUUACAACAAAAGUGCGGGUAAAAGCACUUCAUGAUUACAAUGCUAACCGUGAUGAUGAGCUCUCUUUCUGUAAAGGAGCAAUAAUUACCAAUGUCACUAAGCAAGAUGGCGGAUGGUGGCGUGGUGACUAUGGCACAAAAAAACAGCUCUGGUUUCCGUCCAAUUUUGUGGAAGAGAUCGAGGCACAUAAUGACUCUGGAGUAUCCAUGCCUUUGGGUUCUCUGCAGCAGGGUAGCAUCGAUGUGCUGGGUUGUAUUGUCGAACCACUGCCAAUGCAUGGAGAUCGGUAUGGUCUCCGUAUUGUAAUGCCACAGCAGGCAUUGCCCUUUGACAUGCUGGUUGAUUCGGAGGAGGACAUGCGUGAGUGGGUGGACAAAAUCAGUGAUGCUUCUUGUGCUGCAAAACAGAGAACAUCGGAGCAGAAGAUGCUGGAGCGGACAAUGCGAAUUGCUCGAGAAUUCUCAGAUUUAAUAGUAUAUUGCAGGGCUGUACCAUUCUGCCCUGAGGAGAUUCCAGGGCCUUUUUAUGAAAUGUCAUCUUUCCCUGAAACCAAAGCAGAGAAAUAUGUCAACAAGCACAAAGCCAAGUUCUUUCUACAAUACCAUCGCCGUCAGCUAAGCAGAGUGUACCCCAAAGGUCAGCGAGUUGAGUCCUCCAACUAUGACCCUGUUCCCUUCUGGUUAUGUGGGUCACAGAUGCUGGCACUGAACUACCAGACACCUGACCGUCCCAUGCAGCUGAAUCAGGGCCGCUUCUUGGCUAAUGGCAGGUGUGGUUACAUUCUUCAGCCUGACAUUCUCCACCAUGAAUCCUACAGCCCGUACGAAAAGAAGUUUCUUGGUCAGCUGGGUGUUGAGCCCCUCACAUUGAGCAUUACUAUACUUGGUGCACGUCAUUUAGUCAAGACAGGACGUGGUAUCGCCAGUCCUUUUGUUGAGAUGGAGAUAGCUGGCAUCAAGUGUGACAAUCAGAAGUUCAAGACAGGAACUAAGGUGGACAAUGGACUGAAUCCAGUUUGGAAUGAGAGCUGUGUCUUCGAUGUGCUGUGCCCAGACACAGCCCUCAUUCGAUUUGCAGUCAUGGAUGAAGACAUCUUUGGGGAACCUAAUUUUCUUGGCCAAGCCUGCUUCCCUGUUCCUUGCAUCAGAAGUGGGUAUCGCAGUGUGCUCUUGAAAAAUGGAUAUAGUGAGCCCCUGGAGUUGGCUUCUUUGCUUGUGCACAUUGAUAUGAGGAACCCUAAGGAGAGCGAGGAUAGUGACAUAUAUGCAUCCAUUCAAGAAUUGCGUGACCAGUCUGAGACACUCACCCAGCAGAUAGAACAGAUGGAGCAGACAGGUGACCGAGAACAUGCCAUUAUCAUCAAGCGCCAGUUGGAGGCCACGCAUGAGCGACUUUUGGCCAAGAACCGUGAGCGUGAUCAGCGCAAAUUCAACCAGCGGCAUCAAAAAGUCUACAGACGACAAUCUAACAUGUGAAAACUUUUUGACACCUUUACUUCAGUGAUUUUCCAGAGUUGCACACAGAAUAUUUUGGAUUCCUUUUUCAAUCCCAAACCCUGUCUCAUCUGCCUAGUACAUAGCCCGGGCAGCAGCUAGGCAGCCUAGAACUUCACCUCGUCAUUAUCUGCUGGGACUCACAAUUUGCGUUGAUAUGUUCCAGAUUUUCUGUAUUUAAAUUUAACCUUGAAUAACCUUACAAUGACUGAGCAUAGAAUGUGAAACAUUAACUGAGACACGCUUGCUCACACUGCUGUGUCUGUGAUGUGUAUGUGCAUGCGUAUAUGUGGGUCAAACGAGAGUGUGGGAGUAUGUGUAUGUGCUUGCUAAUGCAUGUAUCUGAUUGUAUGUCCUGUUUGAAAAGCAAGUCCACGUUUACAUAAGUGGAAUCUUGAGUUCUGCACAAGUUGUUAUGAAAGUCCACAAAAUGGUGUUGCGUGUAUUUUACAAGGCAAGCUUGCAUUGAACAAAGUCGACAUCAAGAAAUGGUGGAAGGUAUUUGUAAUAUGUGGACCUGGACAAGUCAUAAAUACUUUUGCCUUUUGUGCAUUACCUGCUAAUCUUUGACAUUUGUGCAUUACCUUCUGAUCUUCAACAUUUGUGCUGUCAGAUGGAAGAACUAUUCUGUUUAUAUAUUAAAAGGUUCUGGAAUAAUGAAUAAUCCUUCAUGAUUCUGUGGUGAUUUGUGCUGCCAGUGUUUCCCUGUAUUAGAUGUUAUAUAAAAAAAAUUAUUUAUUAGGUUUUUUUUUUCACUUUUAGCUAGUCUUAUUUUUCAGCAUAUUGAUAGAUAGUUGAGUGCACUGGUCAUAUGAUCUACGUAAUUUUCUUCUGCAUAAAUGAAAACAACAGAAAGUCAUAUAUUUUAUAAUGUAUGAAGUAGCAAAUAACUAGCACAAGCUGUAUGGAAGGCAUCAGUUAGCUGUUUAAAUGCAAUGCAACAUUUACAAAUAUUCCCACUGUUAUGUCCCUCUCUUUUUGUAAAUUGGUCCUGCUGCUAUAGCUAUGGGACAGAAACAGUGACUUCACAGUGUUACAGUUUGUUGUAGGCUCAUGCCAUGUGCUGCUGCUCUAACUUUAGUCAAAUGGCAGCUUAGGUUUGGAGCGCAUUACACAAAUAUAGUAGUAUUCGCUACAGGGGGAUGUGGGCAAGCAGUCCUAGUCCAGGCAUCAUGCAGACAGACAUUUUGAAAUGGCUUUAUAAUAAUGUCUCAAAAAAAGUCCAAAAAAGACUUGAUUGCAAAAUUGGCUUGCUUAGUUCAUACUGGGGAAACAGUCAACCACAGAACCUAGUCUUUGUAUACAGACACUCUCAUUUACAGAAGUAUGGUUCUGCUGACCACCACUUCAUGCAGUUUUUAUAUAAUUUGAGUUUCCUUCUUCUUACUCAUUUUCUUAUAGAACAAAGACCUGUGCAACCUAUAAUCUGUUCACAGAUCUUAAAAGGCACAACAUAACUGAAUUGUAAAUAAUACAUACUAGGAGACUUGUAUAGCAGUUUAUGAAACCUUAGCAGCCAUUUUUAUAUAACAAAUUAUUUUUUUCUUUUUGUUUUGGAAUGUAGAAUUAUUUCAGAAUUCUACAUGUAAAGUCAAAUUUGUGUGAUGGAAAUGUAAAACAAGAACUGCAUGUAUUUUUUUUUUCCUUCAUCAGAUCAUAACCCUUGAAGUGUUUAUUAUGGAAAGCUCUAUUGGAAAAAAUUCCAAUGGAGGGAUACAUGCUUCAGAAAGUAGAGAGUGACAGCAGGAGCUACGUCUAAAAAAAAUUAGAUAUUGUUCCCUGGCUUUCAAACUUGAGAACCAGGGUGUACUAGAGAGAGAGAGAAGACAUUAAUUGCACUUGUUAAUACAAAACUUGAACAUGUUAUGUUUUUAUUGUGUUUCUGUGAUCAUUGUCAGCAUUGCCUUCAAGUGCUCCCAUGAAUGUAUGCACAGUUUGGCAUGGACAAGAUCUGGUUUUUCCUCAGUGGGAUUAAACGAUAGUGGUGUGGGGAUGAGCAUUUUAUUUUCUAGAGUUUGUUGGCUGGUUAGUAACUAUCUUUAAGGAAGAUUUUGGCGGUUAGCCUAUUGUCUGCUUUAUCCUAAUGGGCAAUCCAUAGAAUGCAGGUAGGAAAAUGCUGGAUUUUGUGCAUAUUUUUAGAUUUUGUUAAAUGCAGACACAGAUGUGAUUAAUUGAUGUAAGUAAGAAAUUUAAGGGCUUUUUUUAAAACAUUUCUGCACUUUGCAUUUUCCUCAAUUUCUGGUAGUUAUGUGUCCUAGUAUUUUUGUUAUACUUUCAUCCAGUCUCCAAGUUCCUACCCUCACUUCUCACUUGAUGACUGUAUGUGUGCAUGUGUGUGAAAAAGAGAUGGACAGCAAAUAGCUGAAGGGAAACAAGUCAAUCAAGGCUUUUUCUACAAAUAAGUUUUACAAAAGUGAAACUGUUUAUAGUUUGCCCUUUUUCAGUUAAUACUUAUUGAGAUUCUUUGAUUUUUUUUUUCAAAGUAGGGAUUCCUUUGUGUGCACAUACCCAGAACAUCAACUUAUUUUAUCAUGUAUGUAUUCAAAUUUGUAGAUACAGAGCAAAAGUGAGGAGGAUGAGAGACGCCCUGUUGCAAGUGACUUUUGGUUUGAUAGUGAUUGAAGAAUCCUGGAAUGUGUAGGUUUGCUUUAUUGUAUGAACAAAACUUGAUAUUUACUUAUUAUGAAACAUGCUGUUUUAUGUGACUCAGACUUGUUUUAAAAUAAUCUGUUGUCACAGACGUCUGAUGGGUUAAGUUUAUAUGCGCAUGGAGGGGCAGAGGGAGACUAAUUUUUUUGAAGGUUUGCAAUAUUUGAAUGGAGGACUAGAUGUGGUAGGUGUGUAGAGAGCUGGUGACUGGAGAAAUGGUGACAGCGAUUGGUGGAGCAAGGUAAUAGGAUGAGAUUUUAGGAGGGGAUAAGACUGAUGGUGGUAAGGAGAAGGAGGUGACUGGAUCAAUAGAGACUGAUAUAUUAGUGGAAGAAGCGACUGACAAGGGUAUGGUAAGAGAAGGACCAGUUAAGUGACCUCAUGCUGACAAAUAGCAAUAAAUGGUCCAACAUUCCACAUGAGUUUCAUAUUUGGGUCCCAGGAACAGUGGUGCAAAAACAGAUUUAUAUAAAAUCUUUAGCAAGGCAUUUAUCAUGUGUAACGCAUUCUUUGGAAUUAAUUUCCCUGAAGCACAUUAGAUGAGCUACUGCAGGAAGGCGAACGGGUUGGUCACAGAGGGCACAUCAGUAUUGAUCUCGUGACGCACCUUCUCAGGGUUUGUCAUAAUUAUAAUGUUGAUGUACUGAAACAGUCAUGAAAUAGUCACAGACAGGUUAAAUGUUCAUGGUCGAAGGUGAGGGAGAUGUGUUCUGCUGUGGCAGUGGUGGUGUGUGCAUGCAUGUGAGAGAGAAAGGGAAACAUGAGCUUUUAAAGCAACUGAAGUGAAAUUUGACUGCAGCCAUUUAAUAACAAUCAAGAUAUUACAAUGUUUUUAAAAGCAAGACAGCAUUGAAAAACAUUUAUCAUACUAAUGUUAAUAAACACAAAACGCUUUUAAAAAUCAGUGUGAUAAAGUGCUUAAAAUUUUCUUCUUUUGUGUUUUUCAUUAAAUUGUGAUACAGUAACUGAUAUUAAUAGGUUGACAUUUGAAGACCAUUUGCAUGGACUGUUAGUGUACCCAGACCAGGCUUGACAGCUGAGGAUACGUGAUAGAAUAUGGUCAGUAAGAUAGUGCUUGGUUAAUUAGUGAUGUGUUAGGCAAAUUGAGAGAUUUGAUUGUUACAGAUUGUGAAAGUCAUGUAUUAAUGUAUAUGUCCAAAAUCUGGCAUGAAUCCUUCAGAUACUUUCUUUGGAUUUUUUAAAAAAUUACUUUUUAAUUGGUGUAGUAUGAGAAAGUAGUGUGUGUGGCUAGAUUGAUUUGUCAAAUUUGUGAAAUAUACACAAAAAAUCCUUAGUUUAGCAAGUGCACGUGUCUGUGUGUGUACAUUUGGAUGAACAGUUGUGACAGACGAGAAAAAAAAUUGACUAGCAUGCAUGUGGCAUCAGAAGAAAGCAAGUCUGUGUACCUUAUUAUGCGUAUAUGGAUGAUUCACGUAUGUACAGAAGUGUCCGUGUAUUCUUUUAUGCAGAUUUGAGCUAAAGGUCAAAAGAUGUGUUCUUUUCUUUGUUACAUACAUUUUCAUGGUGUAAAUCAAAACCAGCAAUUUUUGUAUAAUUUUCAAAUUUUUGUGUGUGCUACAAGUCAAAUGGUGAUUUCUUGUAACUUAUCAAAGAUUUUCACUAACAUGAUCUUGGAGUGCCUGUUUGUUCUACAGUGCUAAUAGUCUGACAGUAUAUAAUUUCUGCAUCAGUUCUUUCCUGAAAGGAAGUCAUUCAUUCAGUAUUGAUGAAAAUUAUCAUUUUUGUCUUUGAUGAUCAUCAGGAUGCAGUAGUUUGAGUCACAUCCUGAGAUGUUUACUUUUUCUUCCUCCAGGUAAUAAAGAACUUUUGCUGUCAGACUAACAUUAACUCUGAUACAACUAAUUACAAGUCAAUACAUGGCAAAUCAUGUUGAUCCCCAGGAAUUUAUAUUUUGCAUGUGAUUGUAAGAGGGCUUCAUUCAUGUAAUUAUGUGGACUUAAGCAAUAGUGAAUAAAUGUGCUGUUACAUUAUUUUUA